Molecule: messenger RNA, 1211 nt
Organism: Corylus avellana
Lineage: Eukaryota; Viridiplantae; Streptophyta; Magnoliopsida; Fagales; Betulaceae
Source: RefSeq, a predicted model, not a curated record
UUAAUUGAUUGAUCAAUUGUUUAGGAGGAAGUUUGGGAAGUAGCAGCACAGCUUCUUGGCCUUGCUCUGGGCAUACUGAUCCUGGAUGCACCUGGCCUUCUCAAAUCAUAUCCAGUGUUGUCAUUGACAUGGAUGAGCAUGCGGCUUCUGCACCUUUGGUUACGUUAUCAAUCACUUUCGGUUCUACUAUUUAACACAAUAAACCUCAAGCGUGCUUGUCUGCUGGUAAAAUCACAUGUUUUACACUCUAUUGUUCCAGGAUGUGUUGCAUGCAACAAGGAUGAAAAUAUUUUAUUAUGGCAAAGAUUCAUGAAGCCACGGAUAACAUUUGGUGUGUCCUUGGAGGAGAUGGUUUGUGGUGGGAGAUCUGUUUCCAUGAUAAAAACACUUCUAAAAUUAUAUGCAAAGGAGCAAUAUAUUCUUAUGGUGAACCAACAGCAAGGAGAUUUUGAGGUCUUUGUCUCAUUCAAGAUCCCAAUGCAGGUGGAAGCUACAAGUGUGUCUGUCUUGCGUAGUGUGUGGCAGACUUAUUGGCUACAUGAGAACUGGGACAGUUCAGAUGAUGUCUUCCAUCAGCUCGCACAAAGCAUAUUGCAGAUGGAAGAUAGAUUUGAGGAUUUCAUCCAACAGUUAAAUAGAGCUGGAUGGGAUACUGAUCAAAUAAAUCUGAGGGUCCCUAAGGAAAUUACCAUUGAUGAAUCAGGUCUUGUUUGAUUGUUCAAGCAUCGUGAUCAAAAUGUCUUCAUUUUUGGGUUUGAUCGUCAGUGCCCUAUAAUGUGGGCUCUCACUCAGCCAAAAUGGACAUGCUGGUGGGUGUGCAUCACAAUGCUGUUUGAGGAAGGUGUCCAGUUCCCUUUGCCAAUUUUAUCUGAAAAUAAGGGGAACGGAGCCAUGGAAACAUUUAGCUAGAAAAAGAGGUACUUGGACUUGAAUCCCUUGGCUGGUAUGCUGUGACGUUGUGCACUGGAAGGACAGUUAUAGAGGUUCAGAUGGGCUUGAGGUCCUGUAAUGUAACGAGUAAUUUUGGCUUAUUCUACGUUUUGAAGUGAUGUAUUUAAUGGACCACAAAAUUUUAAGUCCUUUCUUUCAUUUUAGUUUUUAUUUGCCAAUAUUUUGACUUGAUUGCAAUCAAUUUAUCAAAUAUGGAGUGUGUAUAUAUGCUAAAAAUGACACCAUGUCAAAUUUGAAGCAGUGUAUUGUGACGUUAUAUA